AUGACUCGAGAGCGUUCAAAAAUCUCACUAGUUGGAAUAGGCGGUAAAGCCGCUAAUAGAACACGAGGCAGCGUCGGUUUUGAACUCAGCCCGCAUUUUCAAUCAGAAUUCACGUGUACCGUUACUGCACACAUAUUAAUCAAUCUUACUUCAUCCAUUCCAUCUGGACAGGUAGAUCAAACAUUGUGGCCGCAUUUGGAAGGAUUGCAGUUGGCUGAUUCACAAUUUUCAAGCCCCGGUGCUAUUGACCUUGUCUUGGGAGCGGACGUUUAUGGAUCUAUUAUUGCUGAAGGAUUAAUCACGGAAUCUCAAAAUUCUCCUAUAGCCCAAUUAACCCACUUGGAAUGGAUUAUCUCCGGUCCAACCGGCCACCAGAUGACUUUUGAAAACGCUCGCAAUUAUCACAUGACUACAGGCGAAGAUUUGCAUCUCAUAUUACACAGAUUUUGGGAAAUAGAAGAAGUACCUCCUUCAUGCAACCAUUCUUUAACUCCGGAUGAGCAACAAUGUGAAGAUCAUUUUCGGAACACUCACUCGAGAGAACCAUGCGGCCGAUAUGUCGUUAAGCUACCAUUCAAGCAACCCGUCAGCAAACUGGGAAAUUCGAAAGGAAAGGCCACUCACCUUAUUCACAAGCUAAGUAAACGAUUCGAAUCGGACCCCGCUUACGCGAAAAUGUAUUCUGGCUUCAUCGCUGAAUACUCAGAAUUGCAUCACAUGCGAUUAGUGCACGACUCUGUUCCGGAACCGUCUCAUACUUACUACCUACCUCAUCAUGGAGUCAUUAGAGAAACCAGCCUAACUACGAAACUGCGCGUGGUGUUUAAUGGUUCUAGCAAAACUACUUCAGGGUUUUCGUUAAACGAUCUGCUGCACAUCGGUCCUAAAUUACAAACCGACUUAGUCAAUGUCUUAAUCUGGUUCAGACAAUAUCGUUAUGUUUUUUCUUCUGAUAUAGAGAAGAUGUAUCGACAAGUUAGAAUACAUCCGGAUGACUGGAAGCAUCAACGCAUUUUGUGGAAGGAUGACGCGAAUCUUAUAAAAACUUAUGAACUCACGACAGUGACCUAUGGGCUGGCUUGCGCUCCCUUUCUGGCUCUUCGUACAGUUAAUCAAUUAAUACAUGAUGAAGGAACGACGUUUCCAUUAGCAAUCCCAAUCCUCACCCACGGUAGAUAUGUGGAUGAUCUGUUUGGAGGAGCAGACUCCAUAGAGUAA
Mycetomoellerius zeteki is the source of this 1218-nucleotide messenger RNA. RefSeq lists its product as uncharacterized. The coding region runs from base 1 to 1218 and encodes 405 amino acids. The transcript has a single exon. The record is from RefSeq and is a predicted model, not a curated record. Lineage: Eukaryota; Metazoa; Arthropoda; Insecta; Hymenoptera; Formicidae.